Messenger RNA from Bacidia gigantensis, 843 nucleotides. RefSeq lists its product as uncharacterized. Bases 1 to 843 code for a protein of 280 amino acids. The transcript has 2 exons. Lineage: Eukaryota; Fungi; Ascomycota; Lecanoromycetes; Lecanorales; Ramalinaceae. The record is from RefSeq and is a predicted model, not a curated record.
AUGGAGAACGUCUUUGUUCGUACCGCACCUUCUUUAAAGCCCUUGUUAUGGAGCGUAUUCCUGAAUACUCUGACCCAGCUUAUGGACCUCCUCAACAGCCAAGAGGGUCUCCUUCUCGCCCGCCAGCUAUGCAAAACUCUGCAGGGCAGCACGCAUCCCAAGGUCGCCCCCGGUCUGCAACUCACUCCCAACCACACAAAGUUUCGCAACCUGCGGGUGAGCAAGAUCCCGGGAGGCGACCCUGUUCAAUUAUUCCUUCUGAUCAUCAACAGCAGCGCCAAUCUUCCAUUCGAUCUCAACAGCAGCACUCCUCCCCAAAGCAUACAGGUAAACAAUCCGCCGUCGAUCGGCCCCGCUCCGCUGUCGCUUCCGAACAUGGAUCAAAACGUGGGCCCCAACAGAAGUCCGCUCAUCCAUCUAACCACUCGCCAGAGCACGCCUCCAGGCCUCCAUCGAUGCAUCAUUCUAAAUCUAGAGCACACACGAAUUCUGAGCACCACUCUCACCUCAAGCCCCACCAUGGUCCCGAACACCGCUCCCAUGUUAGUUCCAAGCACCAACCUGAGCACCAUUCUCAUGUCGAACGUCCUCGAUCAUCGGCCCAACACUCGCAGUACAGCCGUGGGAUUAGAAGCAGCACCGCUCACGAAUCCGCAAGGCAUUCGAGCAUGCAUAGUGAGAGUCCCGGACCCGCGAGCCGAAUCAGCAACCCCCGCUCGGAGCGACAUAUGCAGGAUGCAAGUAGACGUAGUGAAGGCGAAAAGUCAAGAUUUUCGCAAGCUUCAAGACGAAGCGACAGGAGGAGUGAUCUGGCGUUUCAAGAGGCAAUGGAGGGAGAUGUAG